GUCUUUCCGUCGCUAAGCAACCAGCAUGUAAACAAGAUGGCGGUCUGGUACUGAGCGUCCUGUUUCCCGGCAGCGAGAGUAACAUUGGAGCAAGCUGCUCACCCACGUCUCGGGUGAAAGAUGGCGCUAGUGGUCCUCAGCCCGGGGUUUCGAGAAGAAUUCUCUCCUGGAAGCCCACGGGAGCUGGAGCACGAUGAGGAAACUAGUGAGAGAUGGAAAGCUUCAAGCCCUGCCAGCAGCACAGACUCGGGGGAUUCUAUCAGUGACAGCGAGGAGGAGAGUGAUAAAGACAUGUCUGUGAUGGAGGCAGAGUUUGAUGGAGUGUUGCGAGAAGAAACUGUUUCAGAGGGGCUGUCAAUGCUGGGUCGGUCAGCCACAGGUUCAGAACAUGUCUACUUGAAUCUAACCCUUGUGAAUCGUAGCUUGAGAGACAUUCAGGUUCUCUGUGGGUACAGCCACCUUCAGAAGUUGGAUAUCUCCAAUAAUGAGAUCAGCGACUUGUCUUGUGUGAGCUUCAUGCCAUACCUCACUGAACUGAAUGCCUCUAACAAUAGGCUAAGCACCUUCUUUGAUUUCGCACCACCUAAAAAUCUUAGGGUGGUGGAUCUUUCAUUUAAUCAGAUAACCCACAUGACAGAUUUAUCUGCACAUAAGGCUCUGACAAGACUCAUUUUAAACAAUAAUAACAUAGAAGAGAUCAUUGGCUUAGACAAAUGCUGCAGUUUGACACAUCUUAACCUGGCUCACAACAGGAUCCACAAUAUAAGUGUCUUUGGCAAAUUACCACUUAAAGAGCUAUAUCUGAAUUCAAAUUAUAUUAAGAACAUCUCUGGCUUGGAGAAUCUCAAAUCUUUACAAACACUCAACCUGUCGUGUAACCAGAUCUCCAGCUUAGAAGGACUGGAAGGACUGAACUAUCUCUUGUGCCUCAACCUAGAAGAUAAUGAAAUCUGUCAAAUUAGUGAAAUUACCUUCAUUGAAGAACUCCCGCUGCUACAUGUGUUAAAUCUAUUAAAAAAUCCAGUUCAGGAGCAACCAGAAUACUGGCUGUCUGUCCUUUUUAUGCUGCAGAAGCUAACUGUGCUUGAUCUGAAGAAGAUUCAAAUAGAAGAAAAGGUGGCAGCAGUGAAUAAGUAUGAUCCACCCCCUGAAGUGAUUGCCACUCGAGAUCAUAUGGCCAAUGUUAUGUACAGUAUGAUUCAGCCUCAGAAGGUAUUUGACAGUACGCUACCAAAUGUAGAUACUCCAUAUCCUAUGUUAGUGCUUACUGGACCUCAGUCGUGUGGUAAGAGAGAGCUUGCGCAUAGAAUGUGCAGGGAAUUUAAAGAGUUCUUCAGAUAUGGGCCAUGCCACACUACCAGGAAUCCAUACUUUGGAGAAGAAAAGCGAUUUGAUUAUCACUUUGUUACACCAGAGGCAUUUGAAGAAAUGACCUGCUCGGGCCAGUUUCUUCUAACUAUGAAGUACAGUGGCCACUAUUAUGGAUUAAGCAGAGAAUCAGUGGAAUCAGUUGCCAGAGAAGGUCUUGCUUGCUGCACCCACAUGGAGAUAGAGGGCGUGAGAAGCUUAAAGAAUUGUUACUAUGAACCACGCUACAUCUUGCUUGUGCCCAUGAAUAAAGAAAAAUAUGACGGUUGGCUGAGACGAAAAGGCUUGUUCACCAGACCAGAGAUAGAUGUUGCGGUAUCCAGGGUGGACAUGUACCUUAAGAUAAACCAGGAAUCCCCAGGUUUUUUUGAUGCUGUUAUCAAUACAGAUGAUUUAGAUGAAGCUUACUCUUCACUAAGAUUACUUGUUAAGGAAUACUUGGGUCUCACUGAUCCUGUCCAGUCAAGUCAGGCUAAUGCUGGCACCAAAUCAGGAUCUGAUUCAGUAAAAUCAUCGAUUGGAUCCAUGCAAGUUAAACCCUCACAGCUUGGAACCUCCAAUGACCUUGAUUCUGCAACCAGAAACUACUCCAGUAGAGCAUCAGCAAAGCUGCCCUUACAGAAAACCCCUGUGGAAGAAGCUUCUGUACAGAGGAGGCAGCAGGUGGCACGACAGGCUUUAGCAGGGAAGACCCCUCACACUUACACCCAACUGUUUCAGAGAGGUCCUGUAACUGCUCCAGCAACUUUGGGCACACAACGUCACCUGUUAGAUCCUGCAUCUUGUUCAUCAAUGCUGCCAAGUGGAAGUAAUGUCACUGCUGAGCGCAGUUUUCCUCCAGCAAGUACUGAUACCAGCUCCAGAGAUUCUCGGCCAAGCUCCGGACUCUCAUUACUCUCCUCUGCUGGAGCCUUUUCUGCAAGGAGAUCUUCCUCCCAGCCAACUCCUGUCAUUACUAUACACUCUCCUCCAGAAGAUACAAUAGAACCAUUAGAUCUAUCUGGCAUUAAGCAAGGAUCCGACAGUAUAUCAGAUCAUCAUGAGAAUGGAAAGACCCCAGACACACCUCGGCUGCCUUCUUCUGCUCACUCUGACACACAAUCAGCCACAUCAUCAACCAGACCCUCUGCUCACACAAGUCGCCCAGGCUCCAACACUAAACCCAUUCUACCCCCUAUUCCAUCAGGACGCAGGAAAUCUUCCACUUCCACCUGAUUCAUGUGAUAUCAAUCUGGCUUGUACAAUGGAUCAACACUAACGGGAAAAUGGUGGUCAAAUAUAAAAAAAAUAUGUGUGUGUGUAUAUAUAUAUCUAUAUAUAUUCAGCUGUGUGGAUAGAUGCAUCAAGUGCUAAUGCAAAUAUAUUGCUUUAACUCCCUCUCUCUACCAUAUUUUUGUUUCUUUUAAGCAUUAAAGAAAAAACGAGAGGGGGAAAAAAUAGAAGUAAGGCUCGCUGACAAUAUUAUGCACUAUUUUUUAGAGCUAAAGGAAGUGUUCAGUAUAAAAAUAAAAACUGUGUAAAUAAAUAGGCUGUGCAAAAUAAAAAUGUUUC
Molecule: messenger RNA, 2919 nt
Organism: Xenopus laevis (African clawed frog)
Lineage: Eukaryota; Metazoa; Chordata; Amphibia; Anura; Pipidae
Gene: lrguk.L
Product: leucine-rich repeats and guanylate kinase domain containing L homeolog
Exons: 20
Coding region: 121-2583 (820 amino acids)
Biological process (GO): GMP metabolic process; GDP metabolic process
Cellular component (GO): cytosol
Molecular function (GO): nucleotide binding; transferase activity; ATP binding
Source: RefSeq, a predicted model, not a curated record